Messenger RNA from Choloepus didactylus (southern two-toed sloth), 2059 nucleotides. RefSeq names its product calcium homeostasis modulator family member 5 (gene CALHM5). The transcript has 2 exons. Bases 39 to 1055 code for a protein of 338 amino acids. The record is from RefSeq and is a predicted model, not a curated record. Gene Ontology annotation, molecular function: monoatomic cation channel activity. Lineage: Eukaryota; Metazoa; Chordata; Mammalia; Pilosa; Megalonychidae.
GGCUGAAUUCUGUCUGGGAAGGAGGACUGUUGUUUCUAAUGAAGAAAGCUCCACCCUCGGCCACUGCCACAGCUGCCCUGCCAAUAAACAAGGCAAAGCAUUUUCCCUCUUUGUGGAUUUCCAACAUGGAUGCUUUUCAGGGGAUUUUUAAAUUUUUCCUUAACCAGAAAACUGUUAUUGGCUACAGCUUCAUGGCUUUGCUGACAGUGGGGGGUGAGCGUCUCUUUUCACUUGUGGCUUUUAAGUGUCCCUGCAGCAAGGAGAAUAUGGUCUAUGGGCUGGUUUUCCUUUUGGCUCCUGCUUGGGUGUUACUGAUCCUGGGAUUCUUUGUGAACAACAAGUCAUGGAGACUCUUCACAGGUUGCUGUGUGAAUCCCAGGAAAAUCUUCCCCAAAGGCCACGGCUGUCACUUCUUCUAUAUCCUCGGCCAGAUCACUCUCAACUCAUUGGUGGCUCCAAUGAUGUGGCUUUCUGUGGCUUUGCUCAAUGGUACUUUUUAUGAAUGUGCCAUGAGCGGGACAAAAAGUUCAAGAAUCCUGGGACUGAUUUGCAAGGACAAGCCCAAAGAGUGCUGGGAAGAACUUCACAAAGUCUCUUGUGGCAAAACCAGCAUGCCAUCAACGGACAGUGAAGAACUGAAGUUGUCCCUUCAAGCCCAGUCUCAGAUUCUAGGAUGGUGCCUGAUUUGUUCAGCAUCUUUCUUCUCUCUACUCACCAUUUGUUACGCUCGCUGCCGGUCGAAAGUUAGCUACCUUCAGCUGAAUUUUUGGAAGAUGUACACCCAAAGGGAGAAGGAGCAGUUAGAAAAUACAUUCCAGGACUAUGCCAACAAGCUGAGUGAGAGGAACCUGAAGUGCUUUUUUGAAAACAAGAGGCCCGAGGACUUCCCCAUGCCCACCUUUGCAGCCUGGGAAGCUGCUUCAGGGCUGCACUCUUUCAACCAGACCAAGCAACACUACAGCACCCUCCACAAGGUGGUGGAGGAUGGUCUGGAACUUGGACCUGAGGACAACGAGAUGACAACGGUGCUUAUGGGUACUGCCCAACAGAUGUAGCUCACCCACCAUCACUGUCUUAAGCUGUGGGAGUGGUGCGCUCGUUCUGAGAUCUCCCUGCUGCUUCGACGGCAACCUGCACAUCUCUGUGUUUUCUCACAUUUGGUGUUUCUUUACAAGACAAUGACACAAAGGGAAACAGCCUUGAAGCUCCCAAGCGCAGACAGGAUCAGGGAUGGUGACAAAGGUGCUUUUGCAAUUGUGAGGGGGUUAGGUUCAGUGGCCCCUAAGAUCCCUUCAAAUUCUAAGAUUUUAUGAUUCGACAGUGAGAUGCAUGCAAGAGGGUCUGCUGCUCUCAGGUAAUCUUGGUCCUGGCAUCUGGGGGCAGAAAGGGAUACUUAUGAAAGAGGGAAUUACCCUUAACAUAGGGUGCCCUACAUGGUGGGAUCCGCGGUGUGGCUGGCAGGUGUCUUUGUCCUAUAAUUUGUCUGACUGUCUUUUCAAGGAUAUAUGAAAUUCCACAAUUUGAAAUGCUUUCCCUUGGAAUCUGAAGACCUCAAUUCUGAAAACUAACCAUCUGAAAGGAGAUUAUGUCUAAAAUUCAGAGCUUUGCAUGGCCACAUUGUGACUUUCCUGGACUUUCAGCACAUUUGCCCUUGUGGGCCCCUUUCUGCAUUAAAACAAAGCAAAAGAAAACAACAACAAAAAAAACUAUGUUCACAAAUGCACUGAUAUAAAGAUGAACAUAUUAAUACUAUAUAUUAAAAUGUUUUAUUCACCCUAAAAGUACAUUUAUUUUCUUCUGACUUAGUUUACUGCAUUUAAAUUAAUAGCAAAUAAAAACAUUUUUAUGGGACCAUAAAAUUAUCAUGGGUGAUAGGCAUGGAACUUGCUGUGCCUAAUAGAUAGGUUGGCUCUGACUGGAGGUCUGGGGACACUGUUCAAAGCAGGGCUGGUAUAAAACAUUUUUGCAGUUUCACCUUUGCCAGAAAUAAUGCAAAUUUUGUAUGUUACUAUGUAAUAUAUCCAUGUUAGCUUAAAUACACACAACCCAUAAUUAAAAA